AUGGCCGAACGCUACAUCCCUGAGCAUCGUCGCACUCAAUUUAAGGCGAAGAACACCUUCAAGCCCGAAGAGUUGAGACGUCGUCGCGAGGAGCAACAAGUUGAGAUCCGCAAAGCAAAGCGUGAGGAGAAUUUGGCAAAGAGAAGAGGCAUCACUGGCGCAGAUGGAUCUCGUCCCGGGGCUUCUCUCGGCGCAGAGCCCGAUAGCGAUGAUGAUACUCCUCCCACCGAAAGUCAGUUGAAUGAGGACCUCCCCCAAAUGUGUGCGGGCGUCUUCUCCGAGCAAAUCGAUCUCCAAAUUCAAGCUACCACCAAGUUCAGAAAGCUUCUAUCCAAGGAACGAAACCCACCCAUCGAAGAAGUCAUCAAGACCGGAGUCGUCAGCCGAUUCGUUACCUUCCUUCGAUCGCCCCAUACUCUUGUCCAAUUCGAAGCUGCAUGGGCUCUUACUAACAUUGCUUCCGGGUCCGCACAACAAACACAAGUUGUUAUCGAGGCUGGAGCCGUCCCCAUUUUCUGUGAGUUACUCCUCAGUCACGAGCCCGACGUUAGAGAACAGGCCGUCUGGGCUUUGGGAAACAUUGCUGGGGAUAGCCCAUCAUGCCGGGACUACGUUUUGAGCUGCGGUGCCCUCAAGCCCCUCUUGAGCCUAUUGGGUGAUAGCCGAAAACUCAGCAUGCUUCGCAAUGCUACCUGGACCCUAAGCAACUUCUGCCGUGGCAAGACACCCCAACCGGACUGGAACACCAUCUUGCCUGCACUUCCGGUUUUGGCUAAGCUGGUAUACUCCCUGGACGACGAGGUCCUGAUUGAUGCUUGCUGGGCCAUUUCCUACCUUUCUGAUGGUGCCAAUGACAAGAUCCAGGCUGUCAUUGAAGCUGGUAUCCCUCGCCGCCUCGUAGAACUGCUCAUGCACGCCUCCACCUCCGUCCAGACUCCCGCUCUUCGCUCUGUCGGCAACAUUGUCACCGGUGAUGAUGUGCAAACCCAGGUCAUCAUCAACUGCGGUGCUCUUCCCGCUCUCCUGUCACUCUUGAGCUCCGGAAAAGAUGGUAUCCGUAAGGAGGCAUGCUGGACUAUCUCUAACGUCACCGCGGGCAAUUCCACCCAGAUUCAAGCUGUCAUCGAUGCGAACAUCAUCCCACCUCUCAUCCAUCUUCUGUCCAAUGGCGACCUAAAGACCCGUAAAGAAGCGUGCUGGGCUAUCUCGAACGCCACAUCUGGUGGACUUCAGAAGCCAGAGCAAAUCCGCUAUCUGGUCAACCAAGGUUGCAUCAAGCCAUUGUGUGACCUUCUUGCUUGCCCCGACAACAAGAUCAUCCAGGUCGCUCUUGAUGGUCUAGAGAAUAUCCUGAAGGUUGGUGAGAUGGACAAGGACGCUGCUGGUGAAGGACAAGAAAGUAUCAACAGAUAUGCUUUGUUCAUUGAGGAAUGCCAGGGUAUGGAGAAGAUCCAUGACUGCCAGACGAACGCCAAUGAGGAGAUCUACAUGAAGGCUUACAACAUGAUCGAGAAGUACUUCUCUGACGAAGACGAGGCCGAGGGCCAGGAUGAUGGGGCACCGAGGGCUGAUGGUACAUUUGGUUUUGGUGCCAACCCUGCCGCCCAAGGCGCUGGUUUCAACUUCGCUAGCCCCAAUGGUGAUUCGAUGGACAUGUGA
Drepanopeziza brunnea f. sp. 'multigermtubi' MB_m1 is the source of this 1659-nucleotide messenger RNA. RefSeq lists its product as uncharacterized. Lineage: Eukaryota; Fungi; Ascomycota; Leotiomycetes; Helotiales; Drepanopezizaceae. Gene Ontology annotation, cellular component: nucleoplasm; nucleus; cytoplasm. Gene Ontology annotation, molecular function: nuclear import signal receptor activity; protein binding. The record is from RefSeq and is a predicted model, not a curated record. Gene Ontology annotation, biological process: NLS-bearing protein import into nucleus.